Molecule: messenger RNA, 4900 nt
Organism: Xiphophorus hellerii (green swordtail)
Lineage: Eukaryota; Metazoa; Chordata; Actinopteri; Cyprinodontiformes; Poeciliidae
Gene: fchsd2
Product: FCH and double SH3 domains 2
Exons: 23
Coding region: 316-2775 (819 amino acids)
Biological process (GO): regulation of actin filament polymerization; neuromuscular synaptic transmission
Cellular component (GO): neuromuscular junction; recycling endosome
Molecular function (GO): protein binding
Source: RefSeq, a predicted model, not a curated record
CCUCUGCUCUUUCUUUCUCUGCUGCCUACAACAGUACAGUACACUCUCGUAGUGGCAGCAGCCAGCACAAGCGUGUGCAGUGCCUCCUCGUAGCUUCGGCUCUCAAUAAAACUGGCCAUUUAUCAUCAAUCAUGGCCGCCGGAGUACAGAUCUAACUCUCCGUCUUCUCCUCCCUGUCGACUUUUAAAAGGAGUAGGGGGGGAUUUCUGUUUGAAGAAGGCGAAAGAUUAUUAUUGGCCCCACACGGAUUUGGAUUUCCUCCUGGAAUUACAGUACAUCUCGCAAGGGAAAUACCAUUCAUGUCAAAUCUCCAACAUGCAGCCGCCGCCGAGGAAGGUCAAAGUGACGCAGGAACUAAAAAACACUCACACGGAGCAGAUGACAAGGCUGCACUUUAAACAUCAAACUGAAUGUGACCUGCUGGAAGACAUGAGGAGCUACAGUUUGAAGAAAGGACAGCUGGAGAGGGACUAUGCACAGGCUCUGCAGAAGUUGGCAAGUCAGUACCUAAAGAGAGACUGGCCUGGAAUCAGCCCCGAUGACCAGAGAACAGAUUAUAGGAAUGUGUAUGCUGUUUGGAGAGCCUAUUUAGAGGGAACUGUUCAGGUGAGCCAGUCGAGACUGAAUGUAUGUGACAACUACAAGAGUCAAAUAUCAGAACCUGCCAAGACUGUUAGACUCUAUAAGGAACAGCAGCUCAAGAAGACCAUUGAUCAGUUGAGUGGCAUUCAAGCAGAGCUGCAGGAGUCGGUGAAGGAGUUGGCGAAAGCCAAGAAGAAAUACUAUGACUGCGAGCAGGUUGCACACACUGUACGAGAGAAGGCCGACAUAGAGGCCAAGUCCAAACUUGGACUUUUUCAAUCAAGAAUUAGUUUACAGAAGGCAAGUGUAAAGUUGAAAGCAAAGAGAAGUGAUUGUAACUCCAAAGCGACACAAGCCAGGAAUGACUACCUGCUAACGCUAGCUGCUGCAAACGCCCAUCAUGACCGCUACUAUCACACAGACCUGCUGCACUGCAUACAGGACUUGGAUGGGAGAAUCUAUGAGCAUGUGAAGGACUACCUGGUGGCUUUGUGCCGCACUGAGCUGGAGGCCUCGCAGGCCACUCACAGCACCUUCCAGUUCCUCUUAGAAAAAUCUUCCAGGAUAAUACAGGAGUUCAACCAGCAGUUGUUCAUGCAAGAGAACCCUGUAUUUCACAAGGCACACGACUUCCAGUUCCAGGCCAGCGAAUAUGAUAUGACUCUGAGCUCGGUGCAGCAGCUGGUGGACAUUGAGCCGUCGCCCGUCAGUGCCAUGAGAAUGACCCUGGCACAGAGUCGUCAGCUGGAGUCUGAGUCCGGAACGACCGAGGAGCACAGUCUGAACAAAGAGGCCAGAAAAUGGGCAACCAGAGUGGCCAGAGAGCACAAGAAUAUUAUUCACUGCAAGCGAUCUCUGGAAGAGUGUGAAAGUCAUGGCCUGCCUCCCACUGAGCAGGGCAGACUAGAUCUGGAGCUAAAGAUCGAAGACACCAAAGAGAUAAUGCGGAAAGCUGAGACAAUAAAGUUGAAAGCUGAGGCUCGAUUGGACCUUUUGCGACAAGUUGGAGUGGCUGUAGAUACCUGGCUGAAGAGUGCAAUGAACCAGGUGAUGGAAGAGCUGGAAAAUGAACGCUGGGCCACCUACACUACCCACGAUCCCUCACUGUCGGGUACAGUGGACUUGGAGCGUGAAGAGGGAGAGGAGUGUGAGGAGAACAUGGAGGUCUUUGACGACAGCAGUUCCAGUCCCUCGGGAACCCUGCGCAACUACCCGCUAACCUGCAAAGUGCUCUACUCCUACAAGGCAUCUCAGCCAGAUGAGUUAACCAUUGACGAACAGGAGAUGUUGGAGGUCAUUGAGGAUGGAGACAUGGAGGACUGGGUCAAGGCACGCAACAAGACGGGUCAAGUGGGCUAUGUGCCAGAAAAAUACCUCCAGUUCCCUACUUCCAACAGCCUGCUGAGCAUGCUCCAGUCCCUGGCCACGCUGGACGCUCGAUCACACACCUCCUCUAAUUCAACCGAACCGGAGCUGCACUCUGGCUGCAUCAACGGAGACACAAACAGGCUGACAAGGACAGCAUUAAUCAGAGAGGCAGGCAAGAGAACCAUGGUACUUCUGGAGGAGCUGCAGAUUCACCUAUCAGCUGCGUACGUCCGUGCGCUUUACGAUUACGAAGGCCAGGCGGAUGAGGAGCUCUCCUUUUCCGAGGGCGCCGUUAUCCGCCUGCUGAACCGCGAUACUCAGACGGACGACGGCUUCUGGGAGGGCGAGCUAAACGGCAGGGUGGGGGUGUUCCCCUCCGUGCUGGUGGAGGAUCUGACUGAGAACGGGGAGACGAGCGGCGGAGCCCUGAAUGACCCACAGAUUUCUCCAUCUUCAAAGUUGCCAUCUUCCCUGCCGCCUUUGCCUCUGUAUGAACAGCCUCCCAUCAGCCCUUUCACCAGCCCGGAGACCUCCACCCCCCCUCCUCUGCCGCGAUCCCCCUCCACUGCACUCAACGGGGAGCACAAGCUUCCUCUGCCGGCCUCCUCACACAAGGGACAGUUGUCUUCUCACAAUCAAAGCUCUGGCAGGAGUCCAGUGUCUCCAGGAUUUCCUCAGACUCAGCCUCUACGAUUCACAGCUGAAGGAGGCGGACCGGGUAAACUACGGCCGGUGCGAGCCGCUCCGCCUCCACCCAAACAGCAACCUAGGCGACCGCAUGAGAAAAGCGACAAGACGGAGGAAGUGGAGAUCACGCUGGUGUGACGGACGAGCCUGGCAGGUUGAUGACGUUGCACAAAAGACGGAAGCAGACCUUGAUGCAGUGAGCGUGAACUCGCUCUGGACUGAUGCGAGCGCAAAUGAAGCGAUGAGAAGUUAAUUCGAUCGAACCACACUGACACUGCCGGACGCUCUGCAUCUUCUCUCAUCCCCGAGCCGAGGAAGAGAAGGAGCAGGGAGCCGGGGUAAUGCUUGGCGUGUCCAAUUUAAUCAGCUCCAUUUUAGCCCCCUAAUGAAGUCCAGCAUUGCGUUCUUUUGGCCCCCCCCACCCCCGUCCUUCCAGUCUGGCCUUAAAACGUCGCCUCACACAGCAAGUUAGAGCGGGCUGAAGAGAGGAAGGAGAGAUGGGGAACACUUAUUGAUGGAGUCUUUUGAAGCUCGCAAGAUAUGUAAGGCAGUUCUUCUCCUCUGCACUUUCUAAACCCCUUCAGGACUCUAAAUCCUGGAGCAUCAGUAACAUCUCAGAGCCCAAAACCUGCAAAAUAUUUAAAAAGUCAAGCAAAACAUACAGCUUGAGAUAUUUAUCACACUAUUAAAAUUUAUUUUCAGGUAUAUUUAAAGCUCACCAAAAAACUACAAAUUGAGGUUAACUCAGUCAUCUGGACGAGCUUUAGGUCACCAAACAGUCUGAGUACUGACGGUUAUAGUUAAAGGUUAACGGACAUUUACCUUGAACAUGAUAUCAUGUUAGUUUUUGGCCUUUAUUAACAAUGAGUUUAAGCGACCUUUUCUUUCCGAGGUGGAACAAUUCUAGUGAUUUUUCUUUUCUUUUUUUCAAACAGGACGUUGGUGCACAAGUUUGAGUUUAUUGGAAUAAGUAAUUGUCUUCUCAUGAAAUGAUUGUGACAACAUACUGAGAAAAUUAAACAAUAAAAAAAGGAAUGUGCCUCAAAAACACAAUUAUUCUGUCUUUAUGUGCAACAGUGCACAUACCAGCUCACGUAUACAUUUAACCCUAGAAAUAUUUGACUAAAUAUCCCGUUAGAGAGUUUAACUGUGUUCUUUUAAUGACCAUCAACAAACUUCUGAUAUAAUUGUGGUUUGAUAUUGAACGACUCCUCUUGGCAGAAAACAUAGAGGGUCUUUAAAUUGGUUGGCUUCCAGGUUCGGAUCCAGCUUUGAAGAUGCCCCGUACGUUUUCAGACGGAUCGAGGUCAGGACUUUCCGAAGGGGAAAUAAUGCUAGCCAACAGUUUGUCCCGUUGGCGAACCAGUUUGUGAUACUUCUGACCGUGUGAAGGCCACACCAACUUGUGUGCAGCCAAGUCUUGCUUUUGAAAUUAAUUUAUUAGUAGUCAUUGUAUGAUAAGCCCACACAUUUUAAUUCAUCCUUAUAGGCUGAAAAUGAACACAAUACAUGUUUUCCCACCUUUUCUCAGGGACCGCGUCAGAUGUUUUGCAAGUUUUGAGGCUCUGUUAUAAAAAAAAAAAAAGAGGAGAUGUGAGGGGGGAUAAAGAAAAAAGUCAACUUUUUGUCGGGGUGUUUCAAAGUGCAGAGCAGGGCUGAGGGACGUGGACAGAAAACCCAGACGGUGGGUUUACUUCCGGCCUCUCUCUCGCGCCAUAUAUAGUCAUUAUCAUUAUACGUAUUUAAUGUGUAUUAGUACAGUACAUUACUGUUGUCAUAGGAAUGUUUAUGCACAUGGUUUCAUAUAGACUAACUGAACUGAAUGGAAUACCCUGUCUGAUAUGUAGUGGAAGUUUUAUCUUCAUCAUGUACUGAAAAGGGUGUUGUAAAUAACAGCAGGAAGGAGAGACGGAAGGAGAGAGAGGAGGAGAAACAAGAGCCGAGGGAGGCUGGAUCCUCUCUUUUCUUGUGCUCACCUCUCCUCCCGUCUCUGCUUCCUGUCUCUCCUCUCAACGUUCGUUCUGUCAUUGGGCAGUCGGUGUGAAUCAGUGGCUAUAAUAUACAUUCAUACAGUUACAAUAUAUUACACACACGAGUUGUUAUAUCUUCUCUCAUUCUGUGCGCUGUGUGGUUUUCCUUUUAAAUGACUGAUCGAGGAAAGUUGCUGGUGCUUUGAAACGCACCGAAUCUGUUGGUAUUCACUAUGUGCUAGCAAAAAAAAAAAAAAAACAUUUGUUUGAAACUUUAAAAACUGUUUAGGGCC